AUGCGUCUCAGGGACCUGAACAGCAGCUCCCCGCUGAAGUUCGUCCACUCCUCCUUCCACGGCGUCGGCCACGCCUUCGUGCAGCAGGCCUUCCGGGUGUUCGGCUUCCCUCCACCGAUCGCCGUCCCGGAGCAGAAAGACCCCGACCCCAACUUCUCCUCGGUGCGCUGCCCCAACCCCGAGGAGGGAGAGUCCGUGCUGGAACUUUCUCUCCUUCUGGCAGAGCGGGAAAACGCCCGCGUCGUCCUGGCGACGGAUCCUGAUGCUGACCGGCUGGCUGUAGCAGAGAAGUCUGACGGGUGUGGCUGGAAGGUGUUUACAGGUAACGAGCUGGCGGCCCUGCUGGGCUGGUGGAUGUUCUUCACGUGGAAGGAGAACCACUCUGAACCGGCAGACGCUCGGAGCAUUUGCAUGUUGGCGACCACGGUGUCCUCGAAGAUCCUGCAGGCCUUCGCUCGCGUCGAGGGGUUCCACUUUGAGGAAACUCUGCCGGGCUUCAAAUGGGUCGGGAACAGAAUCCACGAGCUGUCCCAAACAGGAAGCAGAGUCAUCUUCUCCUUCGAGGAGUCCAUCGGGUUCCUCUGUGGGGACGCAGUCCUGGAUAAGGACGGCGUGAGCUCGGCGGCGGUCGUGGCUGAAAUGGCUGCUUACCUUCACAACAAGCACCUAAGUCUGAGCCAACAGCUGCACAACAUCUACCAGACCGAGGUGUCCACCCUGGAGGAGGAGCUCAGGAAGGUCACCGCUGCCCUGGUGGAUGAGUUCCUGGAGCCCGAGAAGAACAACCUGAUUCGCCGCCUGGUGUAGCACCGCCUGCUCGUACCUGCUUACUGUUGAUGACAUCACAUCCUGUCAUGUGUGAAUCAGAGCAGCAGCUGCCUCACGCUGGUGUUGGUGAACUAUGAACCCUGAAGAGAUUCAGCGAGCGAGUCUUCAGGUUCUUUCGUGUGAUUGGCUGUGAUGGAAGCUCCUUAUGACAAACCUGACGUGGUGUUUGUGUGUGAGAAACAUUUCAAUCUUAUUUUAAGAUUCUCUUCAUGUUCUGGCAACAAAGCAACACAUUAAUUUUCUUUAAAACAAAAAGUCUGACCAAAGGACAAAAUGAAAACGAUCAAAACUAAAUAUCGAAACAGGACACGAGCAGAGCUCAGCAGCAGUGCAUUCUGGGAGUUGGCUCUGAAUAUUCUUUUUGUUGUUGUUGUUGUUCAGCCAUCUGUUCUUUUCAACCAAAUUUAAAUGAAUAAAAUCGGCAGGCAGGGCAAUUAAAUUAUUUUAUUUAUUUUUGUGUAAAAAUGCCAAAUAUUUGUUGUGACAGUAAAAUCUGCUGUUUUUUAUUUUUAUCCAGUUCUUGAUGUUUUAUGUUAAACAGAUCGUAGAAGCAGCUGUUGCUGAUAUUUAUUUUAGAUAUUGGUGAGAAAUAAAACAGAGCUGAGUUUGUUCUGAUGUCACGUUGACUGUUCGUUGGCCUGAGGUAAUUUAUUUUUCUACUCAAGGAGAUUAAAGAUGUUUAUGUGCGAGGAGGAGCUGCUGUUUCUGCUGUGGCGCAUUCGGCUCCAUGCAGAUGCUUUUAUUUUGUUAAAGAAAUGGUUGACGACAGCGUGAUGCCUCAUCUGUGUAUUACUGUCACAGCUUCUCGUACUGAAAAUGAAAUAAAAAUACUCCUAAUGUGGUUCUCUGA
Neolamprologus brichardi is the source of this 1678-nucleotide messenger RNA. Lineage: Eukaryota; Metazoa; Chordata; Actinopteri; Cichliformes; Cichlidae. The record is from RefSeq and is a predicted model, not a curated record.